GAUCUGGUGUUUUCUUGCCUUGUAGAUUUAUAACAUAAUGCCUUGGCUGAUGAAGCGGCUGCCUGGGGCCCAUCAGAAGUUAUUCUCUAUCACAAAGGAGUUAAUUGAUUUUAUACAAAUCAAGAUUAGAGAACACAAAGAGAACCUUGACCCAUCAUCACCUAGAGACUAUAUUGAUUCCUUCCUCAUAGAGAUGGGAGGGAAAGAAGACACAGAUUCAGGUUUUGAUUAUACGAAUUUGUGUUUUUGCAUCAUGGACCUGUUUGGUGCUGGAACUGAAACCACCACAACCACUUUACACUGGGGUCUCCUUUACAUGAUCUACUAUCCUGACAUACAAGAACAUGUCCAGGCUGAGAUAGACGCUGUGAUUGGUCCAUCCAGGCAGCCCUCUAUGUCUGAUAGAGAUAACCUGCCCUACACCAACGCAGUCAUCCAUGAGAUACAGAGGAUGGGCAACAUCAUUCCCCUCAAUGUGCCCCGAACAGCAAACAAAGACACCGUCCUGGAUAAAUACACUAUUCCAAAGGGAACCAUGGUUUUGGCUGCACUGAACUCUGUCCUCCACGAUGAGUCGCAAUGGGAGACCCCACAUUCCUUUAAUCCUCAACACUUUCUGGAUCAGGAUGGUAAAUUUAGGAAGAGGGACGCCUUCCUGCCUUUUUCUACAGGUAAGCGAGUGUGUCUCGGAGAGCAGCUAGCCAGGAUGGAGUUGUUCCUCUUCUUCACCUGCCUCCUUCAGAGGUUUAAGCUGUCGUAUCCUGCAGGAGAGCAGCCCAGUCUGGAGUUCACGAUGGGAGGAACACGCGCACCCAAACCUUACCGACUCUGUGUCGUACCACGUUAAAGGCUGGUUUAUGCUCAGCAACCAGGUCAUCUGCUUGUGUGUCGCAGUUUACGCUGAUAUGCACCCCUCCAUUCUGCAGACAUUCUGGUGAAGACAUUCUCCAAAAUUGUAGGUGACCGCAGACAGGAGGCCUCUGAUUGGUCAAAUCUACAUCCGCUGUACACUAUGCGGAUUUCCUGUUUGUUACCUUAAUGGCUGACCGCCUUUGUGGAAAACGACUCGUGAAGUUAGACCAGCUAGAAGAGCGAGGUGCUAGGUACCUUUUUUCUAACUCUUUUUCGCCCUCAUGUCCCUCCGUUGUUGCACAAACUCGCCCCUACUUCCUCA
Messenger RNA from Cyprinodon variegatus (sheepshead minnow), 1174 nucleotides. RefSeq names its product cytochrome P450 2J2-like. Lineage: Eukaryota; Metazoa; Chordata; Actinopteri; Cyprinodontiformes; Cyprinodontidae. Gene Ontology annotation, molecular function: heme binding; oxidoreductase activity, acting on paired donors, with incorporation or reduction of molecular oxygen, reduced flavin or flavoprotein as one donor, and incorporation of one atom of oxygen; iron ion binding. Gene Ontology annotation, cellular component: cytoplasm; intracellular membrane-bounded organelle. The record is from RefSeq and is a predicted model, not a curated record. The transcript is spliced from 5 exons. Gene Ontology annotation, biological process: xenobiotic metabolic process. Bases 38 to 847 code for a protein of 269 amino acids.